This is a messenger RNA of Selaginella moellendorffii, 1224 nucleotides long. RefSeq names its product (E)-2-epi-beta-caryophyllene synthase-like. The coding region runs from base 1 to 1224 and encodes 407 amino acids. Lineage: Eukaryota; Viridiplantae; Streptophyta; Lycopodiopsida; Selaginellales; Selaginellaceae. The record is from RefSeq and is a predicted model, not a curated record. The transcript is spliced from 2 exons. Gene Ontology annotation, molecular function: iron ion binding; monooxygenase activity; oxidoreductase activity, acting on paired donors, with incorporation or reduction of molecular oxygen.
AUGGCAAGUCCGUGUUUACAGAAGCUACCAGCGGUAGAACAUCUCUUUGCUCUCACGCCGGAGAUACCUUUCCAAAGGCAUCCCGAGUAUAUGUCAAUCACCAAGGAAGCAAACGAGUGGGCAUUCAAAUGCAUGAGGAGGGAUUUCAGUCCGGAGGAGAAGAAAUGCCUGGUCCAGUGGAAAGUUCCAAUGUUUACGUGCCUCUCCACGCCUCACGCUCCAAAAGCCAACAUGGUGGCGUCGGCCAAGUUUGCCUGGCUCACUGCCUUCCUGAACGAUCCGUUUGAUGACAACGAGGUUGCUGCGGGAGCUCUCGCGACAUCGUAUCUCGACACUGUUCUUAGCCUCUGCUAUGGAACCGCAUCGCUCGCGGAAGUUCCGGACAUUCUUGCCUAUCGAGCGUGCCACGAUCUGAUGGAGGAUUUGAGGUCUCUGUUGAAGCCGGAGCUGUUCAAGCGCACGGUUUCCACUGUUGAGGGCUGGGCGAGAAGCAUCUCGAGUGACGACUUAACGCAGGACUACGAGCUCUACCGGAGGAAGAACGUCUUCAUUCUGCCACUCAUCUACGCAAUGGGUGCUUCGUUUGACGAUGAGGAUGUUGAGUCCCUGGAUUACAUCAGGGCUCAGAACGCUAUGCUCGAUCAUAUGUGGAUGGUGAACGACGUCUUCUCGUUUCCCAAGGAGUUUUACAAGAAGAAGUUUAACAAUCUUCCGGCGGUGCUGCUGCUCACCGAUCCGAGCGUGCAGACGUUUCAGGACGCCGUGAACACUACGUGCAGGAUGAUCCAGGACAAGGAAGACGAAUUCAUCUAUUACCGUGAUAUCCUUGCCACGAAUGCGUCCCGGAAUGGGAAGAAAGAUUUCCUGAAGUUCCUGGAUGUUCUCUCCUGCACAAUCCCAGCGAAUCUGGUGUUCCAUUAUGCGAGCAGCUGCUACCAUGGCAUGGAUAACCCCCUACUGGGUGGAGGCACGUUUCGUGGGACUUGGAUUCUGGAUCCAAAGCGCACCAUCAUCGUGUCGGACCCGAAAAGGUGCAACGUGGUGAGAGAGGCUUUGACAAACUGGAGUACCUUGGGCAAUCGUCAAGGUCCAGCUCCACUGCUGAUUCACAUGUCAACUGAAGCGUGCAAGGUUGCUGGCUAUGACAUUCCCAAGGGAACUUCCACAUUUGUCAAUUGUUAUACAAUUGGAAGAGAUCCAGCAGUAAGGGAGGAUGCACUGUGA